Molecule: messenger RNA, 591 nt
Organism: Colletotrichum truncatum
Lineage: Eukaryota; Fungi; Ascomycota; Sordariomycetes; Glomerellales; Glomerellaceae
Product: BTB/POZ domain-containing protein
Molecular function (GO): protein binding
Source: RefSeq, a predicted model, not a curated record
AUGUUGGCCGAUUGCGAAGUGAUUUGCCAAGGAAAAGCCUGGAAGCUACACAAAACAAUCUUGUGCGCGCGCUCAUCCUACUUCAAGUCGGCAUUGUUGUCUGGUUGGCCGGAGUCAAAGUCCGGCAAGGUUGAAAUCACAGAAUUCAGCAAAACGCAGAUGGAUUCAAUCAUCAAGUAUAUUUAUAAAGGAACUAUCAACUUCAAGCCGCUCAUCAAAGCGGGCACCAUCAUGCACUCGUGCACAGAUCUAUGGAUCCUCGGAGACUACUUCAAUGUGCCCGCGCUUUGCGACGACAUUUUGAAUUUCUGGAGCAAGGAUUUCAUCCCGCGUACAGAUCACAUCGCCAUGACGGAAGGCUUUCAUAUCGACGGCAAAGAUUUUCUCAAGACUGGAAAUCUCAUAUACGCCUCUUUCCCCGGCAAGCAUGUCCUCAAGGUGGCCUUCCUGGAGGUUCUCCUCGGAAGGGCCUUUGUCAGGAAGAGCGUCAUUAACAUGCCCGAGUUCAAGACCUUCUGCGCGGAGUGGCCCGAGUUUGGCAGUGAUUGCAUGAUGAAGUUGGUUGAGAAUCGUGUUUGCAAGUUGCAGUGA